Fonsecaea multimorphosa CBS 102226 is the source of this 1317-nucleotide messenger RNA. RefSeq names its product enolase. Gene Ontology annotation, cellular component: phosphopyruvate hydratase complex. Gene Ontology annotation, molecular function: phosphopyruvate hydratase activity; magnesium ion binding. The transcript has 3 exons. NCBI's taxonomy places the organism in Eukaryota, Fungi, Ascomycota, Eurotiomycetes, Chaetothyriales, Herpotrichiellaceae. Gene Ontology annotation, biological process: glycolytic process. The record is from RefSeq and is a predicted model, not a curated record. Bases 1 to 1317 code for a protein of 438 amino acids.
AUGCCUAUCGUCAAGGUGCACGCCCGCUCCGUCUAUGACUCCCGGGGCAACCCGACGGUCGAGGUCGACGUCGUGACUGAGACCGGUCUGCACCGCGCUAUCGUCCCCUCUGGUGCUUCCACCGGUGUACACGAAGCUUGCGAGCUCCGAGAUGGUGACAAGACACACUGGGGAGGCAAAGGUGUUCUGAAGGCUGUUAACAAUGUGAACACCGUCAUUGGACCCAAGUUGAUUGAGAAGAACAUCGAUUGCACAGACCAGUCAUCGGUCGACAAGUUCCUGAUUGAGCUCGAUGGAACAGAAAACAAGACCAACCUUGGUGCCAAUGCCAUUCUGGGCGUCAGUCUCGCGGUUGCCAAAGCCGGUGCUGCUCAGAAAGGUGUCCCUCUCUACGCACAUGUUUCAGAUCUGGCAGGCACGAAGAAGCCAUAUGUGCUGCCUGUCCCAUUCAUGAACGUUCUCAAUGGAGGCUCUCAUGCAGGUGGUCGUCUCGCUUUCCAAGAAUUCAUGAUUGUCCCCGACCAAGCUCCGUCGUUCAGUGAAGGUCUUCGAUGGGGUGCCGAGGUCUAUCAGAAGUUGAAGGCUCUGGCAAAGAAGAAGUACGGCCAAUCCGCUGGCAACGUUGGCGACGAGGGUGGCGUUGCUCCGGAUAUUCAAACCGCCGAAGAGGCUCUGGACCUGAUCUCUGCUGCGAUCGAGGAAGCUGGCUACAAGGGCAAGAUGAAUAUCGCUAUGGAUGUCGCCUCCAGCGAGUUCUAUAAAGAGAAGGAGAACAAGUAUGACCUCGACUUCAAGAAUCCCGACAGCGACCCAAGCAAAUGGAUCACCUACGAGCAACUAGCCGACAUGUACAAGUCUCUGGCGAGCAAGUAUCCAAUUGUCUCGAUCGAGGAUCCUUUUGCCGAAGACGAUUGGGAGGCAUGGAGCUAUUUCUUCAAGACGUCCAACUUCCAGAUUGUCGGUGAUGACUUGACUGUGACGAAUCCCAAGCGCAUCAAGAGAGCCAUUGAAUCCAAAGCUUGCAACGCUCUGUUGCUGAAGGUCAACCAAAUCGGCACCCUCACCGAAUCCAUUCAAGCCGCCAAAGAUUCCUAUGCAGCUGGAUGGGGAGUGAUGGUUUCUCAUCGUUCCGGGGAGACUGAAGAUGUCACCAUUGCUGACAUAGUGGUGGGUAUCCGAGCUGGUGAGAUCAAGACUGGCGCGCCAGCACGAUCUGAACGUCUUGCCAAGCUCAACCAGAUCCUGCGCAUCGAAGAAGAGCUGGGAUCCAACGCCAUCUAUGCUGGCACCAACUUCCGCAAGUCUGUCACCUUGUGA